Messenger RNA from Mucor mucedo, 2585 nucleotides. RefSeq lists its product as uncharacterized. Gene Ontology annotation, molecular function: protein binding. The record is from RefSeq and is a predicted model, not a curated record. The transcript has a single exon. NCBI's taxonomy places the organism in Eukaryota, Fungi, Mucoromycota, Mucoromycetes, Mucorales, Mucoraceae. Bases 196 to 2193 code for a protein of 665 amino acids.
CUCAUACUCUCAAAGAGCAAACUGAACACCACAUAGACACCAUCUACCCGAUACUAUCUGUUCUACCAUACAUGUCUUCUCAUCAUAAGAAUGUGACCUGUAAAGUGACCAUUUUUUAUUUCUUUUUAUGAACAGGCAACCCCGCCCAUUUCUUUUACUUCUUUUCCAUUUUCCACAUCAUAUCUAUUUUUUGUUAUGUUUAGGAGCUCAAGAGUAGUAUGGCCAUUGGUAUCCCGAUCGACCAAGAGCCUGGGUAAAACCUUUGUUUCUCAAAAAUCAAGUGUAUAUAGAAUACAGCCCAUACCGAUACUUCGAUCAUUCACAACCUUGGGUAAUUUGACAGAUAUUCCCUCAACUACCCAACCAGCACCUACCCAUGAAGAUGAAUGGAAUACUUACAGCGACCGAAUCAGUAAAUCUAAAGAAAUACCCGUAGAAGAACAGACCUUUAUCGAUAUCGCUUCACAUACUCAGGCUGAUAACACUUUAAGUGGACCCGAAAAAGUACAACGGUUACAACAUAUUCUCCGUGAUAUUCAUCAGCAUUUGGAAGGGCAACCAGAAUUAAAAAACGCAUUUCAAAGAGCUUGUAACAUGUUGAUGUACGUGUAUAUCGACCAAGGCAAUGUCAAAUCAGCAAAACUAGUGUUCGAAGGACUUGCAAGCUCUGAGUGUAAAAUCAAUCUUGUUUCUAUCCGGACAAUGAUUCAUGGAUUCCAAAAGCAUGGUACAAAGACCGAUUUACACAAAUUUAUUCAAUCACUCGAAGCAAGAGAAUUAUUCCCCAGAAAAUCAAGUCUUUAUGUUGCCCUCAUAUAUGCCUUUAAACAUUUUAAUGAUAUUCGUGGAUGUCAGUUCUAUUUUGCAGAAAUGAGUAAACAUGGCCUACCAAUGGACGAACUAAGUAUAAAAGUAAUGAUGGAAGUAUACAGAAAAGCGAAAAAACCAGAAAGUGUAUUGGAUUUGUACAACACUAUGAAGGAGAAGAACAUGGAAAUCACAGCACGUAUCUACAGCAUUGUUUUGUCAGCACUUUCGCAUGACAAAAAUUUCCAUUCUGAAAUGGUCAAAAUCUUUGACGAGUUCAAAUCGACAAAUAUCAAAAUGACUCCGGAAAUUUACAUAUCUAUGAAGUGGGAUCCACUGAAAGCUUUGCAAGAUAUGAAGGAUAAGAACAUGACACCAGAAAUUAGAGAUUACAAUGAAUUUUUGCAUUACUAUGUUAGAAAGAACAAGUUUAAGCAGGCUCUGGAAAUGUAUAAGUUGAUGAAGGAAGACAAAAAUGUUGAAAUGGAUGCGUAUAGUUAUGGGAUCGUUAUGGACGUGCUUGUCAAGGAUCUCGAGCAGUCUCCGGAGUCUGUAUUUGAUUUAUACAGAGAAAUGAAGCAGCAUUGUGUUAAACCAGACCCUGCUGUUUACACUUCUCUUUUAUCGGCAUGUAACAGAGCUCAAGAUUUAGAACGUGCCAUGGCCCUUUUAGAAGAAAUGGAGUCGUUCAAUGUUAAACCAAAUGCAUAUACGUUCAACUCAAUUCUUAGCAUAUUAUCUACAAUGGAUAAGACUUCAAGUAUAGAUCUGGACAGAGCAAGUUUGAUCUGGGAAAAAAUGACUUCCUUAGGUAUUCAUCCCGAUACACGUACUUACAACACUUACCUAUCAAUUAUAUCCAAGCUGGUCAAACCGAUAGAAGAAGAUAGCGAAGAGCAUGUUGUAGAUUCAACACUAUGGGGAGAAGAAGAAAGCGAACAACAUGUGCCUAGAACUGUGAGGGAAAUGUUGAGAAUGUAUAGAUACAUGAGAAGAAAUCAUCAUCACACAAUUCAACCGGAUUUUGCUACCUACACUAUUGUAAUUAACUCGCUAUCUGCUGCUGGGCAAUUAAGAUCAGCUCUCCAAGUAUAUUCUGAUGCAAAGAUGAGUCGUGUAACAUUGCCUGUUACUGCAUAUAACGAGCUUAUGCGGGCUUUACAACGUGGGGGUAAAAUAUCUGAAGCUAUGAAUAUUUGGUACGAUAUGAAAAUUAUAGGCGUACUUCCGGAUACUACAACAUAUGAAAUUGUAUUGGAGGCUUGCGAACAACUGGAUCUUGUCGACACCUUGACGAGCAUACGUAAUCAGAGAAAACAGGAUUUUGCGAGAUUAUUAGAGUUAGACACAAAAAAAGAGAACCGCAUGAAAAAACGUUAUCAAUAAAUAUACUGUCCUUUGAAACGGCCGGAUUAAAACAGCAUAGGGAUAACUUAAAGUUGCAUAGUAUGUAUGUAUGCCCAAACUUUAGGACUUCCAAUGUUAAUUUUCAAAGAUGUACAAGCUUUAAACAGUAACGGUUGAUAUUUGACUAUCCUUGCUGACUUGUUAUUCCAAAUAUUUCAAUUUUCUUUUAUGGUAAAACUGAAUGCUUCGGCUUAUUUUAAUUGUGAUAUGAACGCUCGCAUAGUCAAUUUCUGAUUAACUAAAACAAUCACAACUGCGCACUCAGCAGUAAAAACCCGCUACCAGACGCAUGAUUAUGCGACAUGUGUUAAAAUACGCAACCAUCGACUUCUAUUUUACUUUAUUUUUAGAAUAAAAAAAAUCACCGCUUU